AUGUCAUCUAACCUUGCCUUCACGAGCAAAAGUGUAUUUGAAUUUACCAUAUUAAAUCCAUCGAAACUUAGUAAACCACUUUACACGCCACCGUUUGCCACGGCCAAUCACAUGUUUUGGCAGCUAAGAUUUGACCCGAAGUUCAUCGAGGGAAAUGACGAAUAUUGUUCUGUAUUCUUGGGUGCAAUUCCCAGUCCACAAGAAGCUGACAAUACAACAGCGGCUUGGGCUAAAAGAUCAUUACUAUCGGCUAGACUUUUUCUCAAAAACCCAAUAUCACACGUUGAAAUUGACAAGUAUUCGAUGACAAUGAAUAAUUAUUCGGCAAAGGAACAUACUUGGGGACGUCGUAAAUUCUGCAAAAAAUCAGCGUUGUCGCAUGAUUCAGUGAUACUUGGAGUGGAAUUUGACAAAGCCGAAAUAGGUCUUUCUAGGCACACAGCUACCUUACCCGGUGAAAUUAUACCGAAAGAUUUAUUGGAAGCUUGGCAAUCGCAAUUAACGGAGCCUCAAAUUGCCGAUGUUGAAUUUAACGUUGAUGGCCAUACAAUUUAUGCUAAUAGUGCUAUUCUUGCCAAGCGAUCGGAAUAUUUUCAACGAAUGUUUGGUGGAAAAUGGUCAGAAUCAACAGCGACGUCUUCACUUUCAAAAAUUAAUGAUUCACAAACUAGUGAAACUCCUUCUUCUUCCACCAUAGUUCAUUUUGGUCAGGAGAGUGCACGUAUAAUGGCCAUAGCGGCUCACGACGUCACUGAUUUCCACUACACAACAUUCUUGGAAAUGUUGAAAUUCUUAUAUACGAAUAAAGUCACCUUUAACAAUGCAGCCGACUCGCAUACAAGCUCAUUGGAGAUGUUUCGUGUUGCUGACAAAUAUCUCAUUGAAGAUCUUCGACAACGAGCGAAAACAAGAAUCUUUGAUGAACUAAGUAUCUCGAAUGCAGCCGAGACUUUGUUUGGUACGGAUUGGAGUUAUCCCGAACUCAAGGAUUAUAUAUUGAAAUUUUUGGUUAAGCAUUUCCGGGAGGUUAGGCAAACUGAAGGAUUCAAAAAUAUCACGGCAAAUUCAGCAGCGUAUCCGACUUUUCACGAAACAAUCACUGAAAUCUUUGAAUUGUUGGAGCCAAAUUCGAACGUUGUUAACCUUGAUUUGUGA
This is a messenger RNA of Ambispora leptoticha, 1155 nucleotides long. Lineage: Eukaryota; Fungi; Glomeromycota; Glomeromycetes; Archaeosporales; Ambisporaceae. The record is from the annotation of a GenBank genome assembly.